Molecule: messenger RNA, 1017 nt
Organism: Didymosphaeria variabile
Lineage: Eukaryota; Fungi; Ascomycota; Dothideomycetes; Pleosporales; Didymosphaeriaceae
Exons: 3
Coding region: 1-1017 (338 amino acids)
Biological process (GO): regulation of DNA-templated transcription
Molecular function (GO): zinc ion binding; DNA-binding transcription factor activity, RNA polymerase II-specific
Source: RefSeq, a predicted model, not a curated record
AUGCCGUCCAUGGUGCAUGCACCAUUGAUCAACCCUGGUUUCUUCAAAGACAAGACCGGAGAGCACCUAGCCUCUGCCUUCACUGCCGUGAAUGGAAGGAACUCCCCGCCUUCACCACCGCCCAGACUAAAUGCUUCGCACGGCAUGACCACAAACACCCAGCCGCGACCCGUAUCUCGGCAUAGCCCCGACCACCCACAGGAGCUGAAGCCCCGCAUGCCUGGUAGGGACAAUUGGAGCCCUCCGCGACCUACAGUUGCAGCUGUUCAGCAGAACGGCCACCAGAACGGCCACCAGAACGGACACCAAAACGGACAUCGGAACGGAAACAGUUCGAAAUCACCAAAUCUAUCCAAUCACGACAGUCCACCUCUGAGUCCCGGCAAGAGGAAGAGAUCGACCUCAACCGAGGGCGACCGCUCACAUCCUUCUCCAAACGGCGCUACAGGGCAGCGUCGCCGCUUAGACUCACAUGCUCCCAUGGGCAGGAGCGACUCACCUAAUACCAUCGCCCAAGUUCAACAGCUGGUAAUGGAUCAUCCACAGGCCCGCACUCUGCCUCCUUCUGACAGGAUCGAUACCGAAAGGUCUUGGGCCCCCUACGAUGGAUAUUCAGAGCCCCAUCCCCAACACCGCGAUCUACUACGCACUACGGAUUCAGACUCGCAUCAAAAUUCCGCUAGCCAGGCGCAAAUGAGUGCAGCAGAUGCCCAAAAUGGCCUUGAACGAAUCAGCACGACUGAGAUCACAAAAGCGGGCGUUCAAGUGGACCACAAGAAGCGGAAGAGGCAAUUCGCCAACCGAACCAAGACCGGCUGUGGGACAUGCCGGCGGCGCAAGAAGAAAUGUGACGAAACGAAGCCCGAAUGCAAUAACUGCCAACGCGGUGGCUUCAUCUGCGAAGGCUAUGCCAACAAGGUGCCGUGGCCCAAGAACGGUACACCGAGACCGGCUGCCCCCCUAGUAGCCAAGGAUCGGUUUCCCCCUGACCCGACACAGCAGCUCUAUCAUAGGUGA